This is a messenger RNA of Helobdella robusta, 465 nucleotides long. RefSeq lists its product as hypothetical. The coding region runs from base 1 to 465 and encodes 154 amino acids. The record is from RefSeq and is a predicted model, not a curated record. The transcript has 3 exons. Lineage: Eukaryota; Metazoa; Annelida; Clitellata; Rhynchobdellida; Glossiphoniidae.
AUGGCCACGUCGUUAAGAAGAGCAGCCUUGUUUAUAGAGGACCUUGCAUUUAAAAGCCCACAUUUUAAUUUGGCUAAGCGUUUGUUAACGCUGGGUCUUUUUCCCAGAGCCAAAUGUAUCAACAACAACAACUUGACCACUCUAGAACCACCAGAUACGUCACCAUCGGUAGAUAAUAACAAAGUAACUACGAACACAACUGCAACAACCGUAGCAACCUCAGCUAAAACAAUCGGAACAAAUACAAAUUGGACAUUAUCAUUGGUUUUUCAAAAUGGAUCCAAUUUCCCUUGGACAGAACACAGCAAUUACAAGUUUUGUGUCACAAACAAAAAAUGCAAAAAAUAUUACUUUGGAGUCAACUUCAACAACAAAUUCGGAAACAACUACAACUUCUGUAACAACAACAACGAACAGAGCAACUACAACAUUGGUGACAACAAAAACAAAUACAGCAACUACUAA